AUGAACUACGUCGACCGCGUGCGGCUGCUUGAUUAUUGGAAAAUUCAGGAUUCAGCACUUCAAAAUGAAUUCACACGAUCGAAGUUUGUUCUAAUGGUUGAUAAGCGAUUAUUAGUAAGGAAGGAUAAGUCGGAUAUUGUUAUGGUCGAACAUUCUCAAUCGGAACUUCGACAAAAGCUAGGUGAUUAUGGCCUCCAAUUCGAUUUAUCAUGUUCCUGUUUGCUUGAUGCCGUUCCGGGGUCAACGGACAUGGUCCCAUUGUUUGGCACGUCUGUUGAGGCAGCCGAUCCGCCGGAAGACAGUCCCGUAAGCAAGCAUGAUGUGCUCAAGAAGCUUGGUGAUUCUCUUGGAGGAAGAUUCACUGACAUUCGAAUGGCUAUGCUCACAAUGAAUAACGAGAGACAAAGGAAUCUGCUGGCGAAAUUCCAGUCCCUUUCGAAAUGGUCGAAAAUCUAUCGACGAUGUCCGAAAUGCGCGUCUGCACUAAGGAUGCGAGUGAGCAAAAGUGGUUGUGAAUGCUUGCAAUGCAAUAAAUAUUAUUAUCCCUCGUGUUAUCCAGUUGCAAUCACUCUUGUUGUGGAUCCCACGAAUGAGCACGCACUCCUCGUGAGGCAUCGAGGAUCAGCAAAUAGUGUAUUCACAGCGGUUGCCGGAUUUGCACAUUCAGGAGAAUCUCUGGCAGAAUGUGCUCGUCGUGAAAUUGCGGAAGAAGUUGGAAUUGAGGUCGAAUCAAUCAAACAGCUCGACAUGUCGCAGCCUUGGCCGAUGCCUGAUUCUUCACUGAUGGUCGCUUUCGUAGCAGUUGCCAAAAUGGAUCAAAACAUUUCGGUAUGUCCCGACGAGCUUGAAGCCGCCCAAUGGUUUACCAAAGACGAGGUGAGGCAGGCUUUUGAUCGCACGAACUCUGAUCUAUUCUUAAAGAAAUUGCCAAAAUCAUUGGAUGAGCGGCAAAAAUUGCACUAUAUUCCGCCACGCGGUGCAAUUGCUCAUAUGAUGAUUCGCGAUUGGUGUCUUGGAAAAAUUGAAUCGAAACUUUAA
This is a messenger RNA of Caenorhabditis bovis, 1038 nucleotides long. NCBI's taxonomy places the organism in Eukaryota, Metazoa, Nematoda, Chromadorea, Rhabditida, Rhabditidae. The record is from the annotation of a GenBank genome assembly.